UAUUCCCAUCAAACAUCUCAUCAAAAUGGUUUCAUUCAAACGUGCAUUGGUUUUCUUCAUGGCCCUCAUCACCCUCGCUAUCACGGUGCAGGGUGCAAAAGGACCUCAUAUUACCAACAAAGUCUACUUUGAUAUCGAGCAAGACGGUAAAGAUCUCGGUCGCAUUGUCAUUGGCCUCUUUGGAAAGACUGUUCCAGAUACAACUAAGAACUUUCUCGAGCUCGCCACGGGCGUUCAUGGUUUCGGUUACGCCGGAUCCGCUUUCCACCGUGUUAUCAAGGAUUUCAUGAUUCAAGGUGGCGAUUUCACCAAUGGCGAUGGUUCCGGUGGCAAGUCGAUCUAUGGAGCCAAAUUCAAGGAUGAGAACUUCAAGCUUCGCCACACUGGUCCUGGUAUUUUGAGCAUGGCCAACGCUGGAAAGGACACCAACGGAUCCCAGUUCUUCAUCACAACCGUCAAGACUUCAUGGUUGGAUGGGCGCCAUGUUGUCUUUGGCAAAGUUCUCGAAGGCAUGGAGGUUGUCACUGCGAUCGAGAACACGCCUACUGGCGUUAACGAUCGCCCCAAGUCUCCUGUUAAAAUUAAAGCUUCCGGUGAAAUCCCUAUGGAGGAAGACAAGAUUGAGCACGCCGAGUUGUAAUUUUUGUUAGAUCUAAGUCAUUUGUAAUUAUUUAUAGAUGAAGGAGCUAUAUUUAAUAAUUGCAAUAGUCAUCACCAAAUACCAAUAUUGGCCCAAACGCA
Molecule: messenger RNA, 741 nt
Organism: Lobosporangium transversale
Lineage: Eukaryota; Fungi; Mortierellomycota; Mortierellomycetes; Mortierellales; Mortierellaceae
Product: cyclophilin B precursor
Exons: 6
Coding region: 26-640 (204 amino acids)
Biological process (GO): protein peptidyl-prolyl isomerization; protein folding
Cellular component (GO): endoplasmic reticulum; fungal-type vacuole
Molecular function (GO): peptidyl-prolyl cis-trans isomerase activity
Source: RefSeq, a predicted model, not a curated record